Messenger RNA from Dicrocoelium dendriticum, 160 nucleotides. Lineage: Eukaryota; Metazoa; Platyhelminthes; Trematoda; Plagiorchiida; Dicrocoeliidae. The record is from the annotation of a GenBank genome assembly.
ACUACCCGCAUGAACUCAACACCCGCCGGCACUGUAUCGGAGGCUGUACGAUACAUGUUGGACAGGGUUAUGAACAGAGACGUCUUGAGGCAGCUGAACUUCGCCGGGGCAAACAAUGCGAUACCGUUCAAGAAGACGCACACAUUCAGUGCGCUUCAAG